Molecule: messenger RNA, 2757 nt
Organism: Prosopis cineraria
Lineage: Eukaryota; Viridiplantae; Streptophyta; Magnoliopsida; Fabales; Fabaceae
Product: glycine-rich domain-containing protein 1
Exons: 9
Coding region: 369-2606 (745 amino acids)
Source: RefSeq, a predicted model, not a curated record
ACAGUCAGCCGAUCGCACCUAAAAUUCCAUACAUCCAGGCUACGGACUGGAUGUUAAAUGGGCUUUUACACGCAAGUCAAAUGUUGUCUCGUCGAUAGCGAGCGUUAAAGUGAUGAUUAGACUUUAAAGGCACUGAAUGGAAUGAUCCGAUCCGAUCUACGAUCUGCUUCCCGACUCAUCCACUAUACUCUUCAAAGUUCAAACCAAAACCUUGUGUCCGAUUAUUCUUGCCACCUUAAACUCUCUUCCCGUUUUAUUCCCUUUGCUCCUUAACUUUCGACGACAUCUCUUGACCGCUUCUCAAAUCAACGAAUGCUCUUUCCUUCCUGCCUCUAAACUUUACUCGCGCCGAUCCCUUCCCUACCGUAAUGUCGGAAUCCGAAAUUUCAACGAGAAGCCUGAGCGAGAUCCCCGAUAUUGCCGCCAUACGUUUUGGAGUCGAUCUCGUGUCAGCUGCCAGGCGAAAUAUAUGGUUCAUGAGAACUGUGGCCGAAUGUCACUUCCUUCAUCACCCUCCCGCUCUUGCUGAAGCCAUCAGAAGGUAUCAUGAAUUGUGGAUGCCCUUGAUCUCUGAUCUGAUGGCGCCUGAUUCAUCCCCUCCCAUGAUUCUCCCCCCCUUGGACGUCGACUGGGUUUGGUUCUGUCACACAUUAAACCCGGUAAGUUACAGGGAAUACUGCGAGAUGAAAUUCUCGAAACUUAUAGGAAGACCGACAAUUUUCGACGAGGAGAAUGAAGAGUACGCGAUGAUGAGGUGUCGUGAAAUUUGGAACCGUACAUACCCGCUAGAGUCAUUUGAGAAUGAAGCGAAUUUAGAUUCCGUGGUUGUUAAAAAUGAAGAUGACUUGUAUAGGGAAGUGGCAAAGCAUAGAUUGUUGUACUCUAAGUUUCCGGAGGCGUACAGGUCGGAGGUCUUAUACUUAAUAGCUGCAAGACAGAGAUACAAGGCGUUUUUGCAUAUGGUGCAGAGGUUCGCAGAUGGGUCUUGCCGUUUCGUACCUACUUCGGACAUCAUGUUAAUGUGGCUGACCCACCAGAGCUACCCAACUGUGUAUAUGGAAGAUUUAAAAGCGUUGGGCCUAGAGGGUGAUAUGUGGAAGGUGGCAACUAUGUGGGAAACCCCAGAGGAAAAAGACGUUGGAGUGACCAAGAAGUUAUGGGACAGGGCAUUUAAUCAACCUUAUGAGAAAGCUGGUGGAGGGGUGGCUCUAACAUUGGAUAAAGUUGCCACAAUGAACUCUCCAGUCUACUGGGUGGAAUCAGACAACGAUGUCAAUACAAAAUACAAGUCCAUGCUUCCAAGAUUUUUGCUUGAGAUUUGUGUAUUUUUGAGGCUUAAUUCGAGGACCAAGGCAUUGCAAAAGGAUAUAAACCGUGAUUUUCUACGCCUACGAGUGGUAAGGUGUCAUAGCGAGCUAAAGCUUGAUAAGGCCUUCUCCAGUCUCCUCUUUGAUUCAUGGGAAAAAGCCUGGCAAAUUUACUGUGAGUUCGGGACCAAGGGAGUCACACUUGAGUGUCGUCGCCAUGGCAGUAACUGUCUAAAAGGAAGUAGCCUCCAAGAGACCAUGACAUUCCGAUGGAAUGAUUUGUUGAGAGCAAAUUCUAUGACUUUGGAAAAGGAACUUAGUGGGCAGGUUACUGUUGUUACUUCAAUAACUCCACCGGUUCAGGCCCCAUAUUUGUUAAAAUGUGUGCCUGAUCGAGUCACAGAUGAUUCAGGGGCAAUGAUUUCUGAUGUGAUUCUGAAGAUGAAUAAUUAUCGCCCACAAGAAGGCCGGUGGUUGUCUCGCACAGUCCUUGACCAUGCAGGGAGAGAGUGCUUUGUCAUCAGAAUUCGGGUAGGAGGAGGAUUUUGGAGAAGAGGAGGUGAAACCCCUUCAACUGUGAAAUGGGAAGACAGGAUCAUAGAGAUACGAGAAGGAUCUUGGUCUUAUGUGGCUUCUGGUUCUAUCGGGAGGGCUCCUGAGAAGGUGGUAGCCACAGCAACACCAGCAGAACCGGGAGAGCAACGGAAAGCUGCAUGGUGUUUUUCAACAGGAGAUGAACUAAUUAUACAGUGGGAAUCAUCACUAUCGAUGUCGGGUCUCAUUGGCCUAAGUCAUAAUCCUCAAUUGCAGGUCAAGUUAUUGAAAGGUAGGCGAAUGCAAUAUCAAGGGGAGGAGGAGGAGGAGGACGACGACGACGAAGGAUUUGUUACGCUUGUCCGUUUCACAGAAGAGAGCCCGAAUGGAAAGGCAACGGCUCUUCUGAAUUGGAGGCUGUUGGUUGUUGAAUUGUUGCCGGAGGAAGAUGCAGCAUUGGCACUACUCCUUUGCAUUUCAAUACUGAAAAGCGUAUCGGAAAUGAAAAAAGAAGACGUGGGACGUUUGUUAAUCAGGAGAAGGAUAAGGGAACAAAAGCUUGGUACUAGAGAUUGGGGUUCCGUUAUGCUUCAUCCAUCUUCAUGGUCCUCGACUAUUGAUUCACCUUAUGUUCAACCCUGGUAUUGGAAUGCCGAUACAGUCAUGGCUUCAAAUGUAGCAGAUCGUCUCAAAAGGCAGCCGCCACUAAAUCAAUCACCAGUGGAAGGCAGUGAUAAGUUAUACAAGCGUGGACUUCUAAGUUGAACGAUUGCUCCACAGGAGUAGCAGAUCUUGCUAGAAACUUAGAAGAUUUGUGCUCCAUUAUUUAUUUUACCUCUGGUCCUGCCAUUUGGAACGAGCUUUAAUUUCUUCUAAGAAAAGAAAUACAUGGUCCAAGAGCCAGGAAUGGACUCAA